AUGUCUACCCAGAGCGCGCAAUCCGCACAAACACCCCCUCCCCAGUCCCAGGCCUCCGUUGUUCUUGACAAUCCGGGUGGCACUGCCCAAUCUCAUCCCCCUCCCCCUCCUCAACCGACUCCGCGUAAGUCGAAACCUGGAAGCAACCUGGUUAGCCACGCCAACUACAAAGAAGACACCAAGCAGGACAACAAACAAAAUCGCAGCAUUUGGUUUAAGAUGGCAGAAAAUGGCUUUGCGGGCAUGCUGGAACCGAUGGAACUACUUGAAGACUACAUGCUCACCGCGGAAUCGACCAAUGCAGAGACGAAGGCAGUCACCGCUAUGGUUAAUCAAGCCCGACGCCGCCUCAACGCUGCGAUUGAUGUCUACAACGGGCGUGAUACCAGCAACCCCAGGAGGAACAACGAGAAGCUUAUGAUUCCGUCUUUCAUAAAAUAUCUCGAGGCUUUGGUUGAGAAGUUUCCCGAGGACAUUAGGCCUCUCAUCAUCGACUCUCAGUACCGAAACAUUCCGCCUCUCGAUGAGAACGACCACGACAUCAAACCCGACGUGCUCUCGACUUACCCGGGCGUGUCACCCCCUGAGCCAGGGAAACCCUGCACGUGGCCCGCAAUCGGUACCGACUUCGAGUUCAAAGACAAUCUUGACAUAUUCGACGAUGCCACCGGGGAAAUUCGCAAACUCAAGCCCAGAAAGCGGGAAGAUAAUGUCAAAAUCCAGAAGGUCGAAGAGGCCCUCGUGCAGAUCGUCAAGAGCGGUCGCAGCUUACUGAUGAGCUCGGGCCGCUGCUAUUCAUGGGUUAUAGCGAUGUACAAGCACGACAUGGCGCGCAUAUUCUGCUUCGACCGCACUGGAUUCGUUGUCUCGAAGGGCUUCGAAUGGUUGGUCCAAGAAAAUCAGCACAUUAUCCCCACUUUCAUGUACCGACUCUAUCACCCAGCUGGCCAUCCUGGUCGCGUCGACGGGGACGACUUCACUAUUUCGCGGCCCCUCAAAGACAACACUCUCAAAUCACGUAUCUACGAAGCGCUUUGCCGCAACUCCUUUUAUGCCAAAAUGUUUCCGACUUGCGCGAGCGCCACCGAUACCACCAUCAGUCUCAAAGCUUCCCGCCGAGACGCUGACGGUCUUUCACAACUCAUCACCUGUUAUACCAUCGGAGAUAUCCUCUCGGUCUCCGACGGGCUUUUCGGUCGAGCCACGCGUGUCUAUCGCGUUAUUUUAGCAGAGGAUUUAGACGAAGAAAAUCCGCAAAUCUACGCUUUGAAGGACGCCUGGAGAGAGGCUUGUCGUCGUCCCGAAGUCGACUACUACGACUUGAUUGCCAAGUGCUCCAUAGGCAAGGAAGACGCUGAUGGCAUGGCCACCUGCCAUGGGAGUGUCGAUUUGGGAGCACCCGACUGCGACAUUGACGCGGAGGGCAGCAUUCAGCGCACUCGCAUCGUCCCUCACCCUCUGAAGGCAGACGUUAACUGCCGUAUUCAUGUCCGGUCCCUGAUAACGCCGGUCGGCCGGCCUUUACGCGAGUUCCCUUCGACUGAAGCGCUGUGUUGGGCACUGUACCGAGUUGUCCAGCACCACUUUCUUGCAUUCCAAGCUGGCGUUCUCCAUCGUGAUAUUAGCGAAGGCAAUGUCAUGUUCGUGGAGGACACUCCCGAGGGUCAGAUGCCUCAAGGGUUCUUACUCGACUGGGACUAUGCCGAGUUCACGGAAGAAGGCGCGGAGAGGUUCAAUGAGAUGUUUGAGGGUCGCAAGCAUGUCAUCUUGGAAGACGUGGAAAAGGCCUUGAAGGACAUGACGGGUACUCGUCCAUUCAUGGCCAUCGAGCUCAUCAAUGCCGCUGUCAAACACGCUGCAUAUCACGACCUAGAGUCAGUGUACUGGCUUUUGAUCUGGAUGGUCCUCCGUCACACGGCACACAGUGCCCCUGCAAAGCAGGGCCAUCUCCAAAAUGAUGUUCCCGCCGACAAACAGAACCGCGCUCUUUACAUGCUUUCCGCGAAUCUCUGGCGCUUGGUUGGUGACCAAAACCCCAAGAUUGUUAUGGAGAGGGAGUACUUAGUCGACGAUGCCGUGCCCAUUGCGCCGCGCAAAAUGGACCACCCACGUGUCUUGUGGAUUUUCCAGAAAUGUGUUGCUGAUCAGUGUUGGCCACCCAGCGGAAGCGACCCCGCCAUUCCUUUCGUGCUGCCUUCAAAGGACGACGAGGCCAAAACUAUCAACGGCACUGAUCGUUCCACUUUCAAAUCGACGGGGAAACGGACACUCCCCGACCACGAACAGGGUGAGGAAACACCGAGCAAAAGGUUGAAGCCUCACAUAGAGGCGAGCGAGAGUGCUGGUGCUAGCGCUUCUCGUCCCAAGACCCGUGGUCAAUCUCGCGCAGCCACGGGCAAAGGGCAAGCGGCUGAUUCCAAGCAGUCUGGCCAGAGUCGCGGCGGGAAAGGAAGUCGUAGAUAG
Messenger RNA from Mycena indigotica, 2463 nucleotides. RefSeq lists its product as uncharacterized. The record is from RefSeq and is a predicted model, not a curated record. The transcript is spliced from 5 exons. Bases 1 to 2463 code for a protein of 820 amino acids. NCBI's taxonomy places the organism in Eukaryota, Fungi, Basidiomycota, Agaricomycetes, Agaricales, Mycenaceae.